AUGGAUCCAUACAACAAGCCAAAGGGACCUUCACCACACUACUCCCUCUACCAGCGUGAGCUCUUUAAGAAUGGCCCACAGGGAAAGCUGCCGAGUGUCAGCACGCAUCCGUCAAAGUUACAACACGACGCCCGCAACAAUCUCACAAACAACGGCUAUUGGUAUGCAAGUUCAAACGCUGGGAUGGGAUGGACGCAUCACGCCAACAGAGAAGCUUUCUUCAAGUAUCGCAUCAUUCCUCGCACGCUUCAAGACACCAACACACGUGACCUCACAACCACAGUAUUCGGUCACAAAGUACCAGCCCCAAUCCUAUUUGCACCCAUCGGUAUAAAUAAGAUCUAUCACCCCAAGGGUGAGCUAGCUGCCGCGACGGUAGCUGGCGAAUUGGGGCUCCCCUACUGCCUCUCUACAGCUUCCAGCUACUCUAUUGAAGAUGUUGCAGCUGCGCACGACAAGUCGGCCGCAGUGAAGAAUGAGUCCAACUCGGUCAACGAGUACAGCGGGAGCAAAAGAGAAACUGAAUCCAACGCACCCCGUUUCUUCCAGCUUUACGCCAGCCAGGACCCUCAAGUUACUCAAAGCCUAUUGCGUCGCGCGUGGCAGAAUGGCUUUGAUGCGUGCAUGAUUACCACCGACACCCCUCAACUCGGUUAUAGACCGACAGAUACAGAUAUCGGCAACUACGCCUUCUACGCAGGUAACUUGGGCAACGAAAUGGGUGAAUCGGAUCCAGUGUUCAUGAGAAAGUACGGCGAUGAACUUAAGCACGACCCAGGUCGCUGGAUCGACCAUAGCGUUUGGCAUGGAAAGCCGUUGACAUGGCCAGCUGUAGAAGAGAUCAGAAAUUUCUGGCACGAAUUAACAAAUGGCAGACCUUUCUUAGUAAAAGGUGUCCAAUCUGUCGCAGAUGCCGAAAAGGCUCUAUCGAUUGGCUGCGACGGGAUAGUCGUGACAAAUCACGCAGGACGCCAAGUUGAUGGUGCUGUGGGGAGUCUCGAGGUGCUCCCAGAAAUCGCAGCAGCCGUCGGGCACAAGUGCACAAUACUUUUCGACUCUGGGAUCAGAACGGGUAGCGAUAUCAUGAAAGCGAUGGCGUUAGGCGCACACGCUGUCAUGGUAGGUAGAAUGUGGGUCUGGGGUUUGUCUACGGGAGAGCCUGGCUGCCGUCAUGUGAUCAAGUCGCUCCUCGCAGACUUGGACAUAAGCAUGACUGUCGGUGGCUUCCAAUCACUCAGCGACCUCAACCCGGACAUUCUCAAACACGAUCCUCACUCGACAAUGCCCCCAGGGGCUGCUGAGCCAUCUAUUUUGUAUUAA
Wallemia ichthyophaga EXF-994 is the source of this 1320-nucleotide messenger RNA. RefSeq lists its product as uncharacterized. The transcript is spliced from 5 exons. NCBI's taxonomy places the organism in Eukaryota, Fungi, Basidiomycota, Wallemiomycetes, Wallemiales, Wallemiaceae. The coding region runs from base 1 to 1320 and encodes 439 amino acids. The record is from RefSeq and is a predicted model, not a curated record. Gene Ontology annotation, molecular function: oxidoreductase activity; FMN binding.